GGGCCACGUGCGCAGGCGCACGGCGGCCGAGGACAGGCCUGGACACACACCGGCGAGCGGGCGGCUGCGCACCAUGGAACAGCGGUUAGCCGAGUUCCGGGAGGCCCGCAAACGGGCCAGUCUGGUAGCCCAGCCUUCCACGUCCAGUCAGAGCGUACAGACCUCGGGAGCGAAGGCGGAGCCAGCGGCGGCGACCCCAAAGACAGCCACGGGCUGGCUGACACGCUUCCUGAAACGGAAAGCCAACCCCGCCAUCGCUCAGGCUCAGCCCAACCAGCCUCAGGUGAGGAGAGAGGCCUGCACCUUGAAGCUCCGCCUCCGCGCGGGGGCCACGCCCCUGCCUGCCCAAGCCACACCCAGGAUAUCUGGCUCUUCCUUGUCCUGUGCGCUCUCUCCUCGCCUGCCUCGUGGCUGGACACCGCAUUUCCGCUCUGUGUAUCAGCACAUGAUACGUGGCCUUGACGUUUUCCAUCCCAGACAAUCCUAUGCAGCAACUAGUUGAAAACAAAGCGAAGCUCUAGGGAGCUUGAAGAAACAUCUCUGCUCUCCAGUUGUUCACUGCGAGUUAAUGACAGAGAUUCGUGGCUUUGAGAAACUGAUAAGUUAUUUCUCCACUGGUGAAGAAGCAGGCCAGCAGCUCCCUGAGAGCACAGCAGUCCCUCUGCCUUCCUCCUGCCGCCAGUCUUUCCUGACUAACAUCACCUUCUUGAAGGUUCUCCUCUGGUUGGUCCUGCUGGGACUGUUUGUGGAACUGGAAUUUGGUCUGGCUUAUUUUGUCCUGUCCAUGUUCUAUUGGAUGUAUGUAGGGACUCGGGGUCCCGAGGAGAAGAAAGAAGGGGAGAAGAGCGCCUACUCUGUGUUCAACCCGGGCUGUGAAGCCAUCCAGGGCACGCUGACUGCUGAGCAGCUGGAGCAAGAGUUACAGCUCAGACCCCCUCAGGGAAGUAGGACCAGCCCCAGCUGUUCCUCCUAUCCUUGAACGUGGACUUUAGAGGACAAAGGACAGCUUGCAGGGUGGUCAUGUCCUCCACUUUCCCCCUGACCUGCUGCAGUUUCAUCUUUGAACUCCACUUUGAUUUAGGUGAAUUUCUCUAAAGGACACUCAGGGUGGGGCUGGUGCUGUAUAUAAAAGCCAUAAAAGAAGGAGGCUGGUUUGUCUCAUUAUUGGAGUGGUGAUGCUGGCAUGCUAGAGAUACACUGUGAGGUUCUUUGGUUUACUGAGUGAUUUGGUGGAGGAGUAGGCACAUUGGGGCUCCUUUUAAAUAUUUUAAUAUUUACAUAGCUAAGUUCCAGGCCAGGGAAACUGGUCUGCCCCCACCUUAAAUGUGUGAAUGUUUUGUCCAAAUGUAUAUAGAUAUACCAUGUGUGUGCCUGGAACCCUCAGAGCGCCAAAGAGAGCAUCAGAUCCUCUGGAACUGAGUUAUGGAUGGUUGUAAGCCACCAUGUGCAUGCUGGGAACUGAACCUCAGUCUUCUGCGAGAGCAACAAAUGCUCUCAACCACUGAGCCAUCUCUCUAACCUUCAAAAAAAUAUUUUCAGAAUUAUUUUCUCAAAAGGUUUAGGUUGUAAGGUUUAGAAAUUUUUGUUUGUUUUUGUCUUGUUUCUCCUCUUUUCCAUCAUCAGUGCUAUUGAAAUAUAAAAUGUCUUUAAGAUUCUAUAAGCAGGUCCCCAUAUACUACCUGUGACCAUCUUUCAUUUUCCCCUUAACCCUGUCCCUACUUAGGCAGGAAACCUAAGAGAAGAGAAAAAGUUUCAAUAGGACAAAGUCAAUAGUGGAGAUAAAAAAUACUUUAUUUGUAUGACUGUCUACAUAUGUAUGUGUGUACCAUGUGCCUGAGGAUGUCAGAUCGCCUGGAAUUGGAGUUCUGUAUGGUGGUGGGUUCUGGUAACCAGCUCAUCUGCAAGAGCAGCCUGCUCUUAACUGCUGAGCCAUCUUCCCAGCCCUGGAAGAAAUUUGAUAAGAGGUUAUUUAUGAUUGGUACAUCAAGAGAAAUUCUUGAGUAUGUGCAGAGGGAAGGGCUAGGAGACGGGAUUCUAGUUUUACUGCUUGGGUUUUGUCUCUUUCUUUUAGGUAUUUUUAAAAAAGAUUUAUUUAUUAUAUGUAAGUACACUGUAGCUGUCUCAGACACACCAGAAGAGGGCAUCAGAUCUCAUUACCGAUGGUUGUGAGCCACCAUGUGGUUGCUGGGAUUUGAACUCAGGACCUUCAAGAAGAGCAAUCGGUGCUCUUAACCGCUGAGGCAUCUCACCAGCCCCCUUUUAGGUAUUUUUGAGAGGGUCUCCUGUAGCUCAGACUGGUCUUAGACUCAUUUUGUGGUUCUGGUUUAUAUAUUGGGGACCAAACCUGGGAUGUUUUAUGCUUUGGGUGAGCACUCUGCCAAUGGAGUUACUUUCCCGGCCCUUGCUUUUCAUGUUUCAAUUGCCGUAGAACCCUGUAUGUUUCUGUCUGUGGGCUCUAGUUAGCAGUUGUAUAGGUAGCAGCUGUUGGGCCUGGCUUGGGUGUUAUUUCGUCUUCCAGUACAGCAGUGGAGUUUAGUUUCAUUGGAAUUGGGCCACACAUACUUUUUCUGUGAGUCAUUCUGAUGAAUAAAAAGAUUAAUUUUGUUCAAA
This is a messenger RNA of Mus musculus (house mouse), 2610 nucleotides long. RefSeq names its product SAYSVFN motif domain containing 1 (gene Saysd1). Lineage: Eukaryota; Metazoa; Chordata; Mammalia; Rodentia; Muridae. Gene Ontology annotation, molecular function: UFM1-modified protein reader activity. The transcript has 2 exons. Gene Ontology annotation, biological process: rescue of stalled cytosolic ribosome; protein quality control for misfolded or incompletely synthesized proteins. The record is from RefSeq and is a predicted model, not a curated record. Gene Ontology annotation, cellular component: endoplasmic reticulum membrane; cytoplasmic vesicle membrane; endoplasmic reticulum. Bases 569 to 979 code for a protein of 136 amino acids.